AUGGCGAUCUUAAGGGAGCGCGGUGUCCUGAAGUAUGUUGAUGGGACAUCGGAGAAGCCGAAGCCAGUAGAUGCAGCGACACUAACACCGGAAGAGAUGGCGGCAACCAAGAAAUGGAUCGAGGGCGAUCAGAAAGCCCAGACCGUUAUCGAGCUGCUGUUGAGCGACUUGCAGAUGAUACACAUCACAGACGCUACAACGGCUGUGGAGAUGUGGAACCAAUUGAAGUUAGUAAAGGAGGCGAGUGGACAACUGGGGAUAAUGGCAUACCGAAGGAAAUUCUACCACACAGUUGCCACAGAAGGCAGCGAUAUUGCGGCGCAUAUCACGGAGCUCCACCGGACACAGGAGCAGCUACACACAAUGGGUAGCAAGGUGUCGGAUGAUGAAUUUCGAACGAUCCUGAUCACAUCGUUACCAGAGUCUUGGGACCAGUUCACAUCUGCAUACCUAGCUGCAACUAGUCAGAAGGACACGCUGCCGACAUUCAUGCCGCUUGAAGCCUCAUCGAUCACCGGCAUUGGUGACCAGAGCAUACGCGCACUUGGGCGCGGCACUGUGGAAGUCAAUAGCAGGAUAGGCGAUAAGACUUUUACCUUCUGUCUGAAGGAUGUGUUAUACGCACCAAAAGCAACGAAUAACUUAGUGUCGCUCACCCGUCUGGACGAGGUGGGCGGACACUUUGAUGGUGGUGAUGGAGGGAUAAUGCUACGGGAGAGUGGCGGCCACGCCAUCGCUGAAGGCCGGAAAAUCGGCCGUUUGUACUUGCUCGAUAUGCGGGCCAAGAUCGCGACGCCGAUGAACGAACACAUGAAUGUUGCACAUGAAGAUAAUGACUCGUGGGAGUCAUGGCACCGAAGAUACGGACAUCUGGGUAUCACUGGAUUAGAACGGCUAUACAAGGAGAAGAUGGUAGAAGGACUUACCAUUGAUGAAAACUCAAUGCCACUCACGCAGUGCGAAGCCUGCGUACAAGCUAAGCAGGCACGUCGUGCAUACCCGAAGGAGGCGGAGGACCGCUUCCAGAUGCCAGGCGAGUUGACGCAUAGUGACGUCUGGGGCCCCGCAUGUGUAGUAUCGAUCGCCGGAUCGCGUUACUACAUAUCGUUCACAGAUGACUGCACGCGGAGGUGCCAAGUCCUGUUCAUGAAACAUAAAAGUGAGGCUUUUGAAAAAUUGAAAGAAUACCUCACCUUUAUUGAACGACGCUUCGGGCACCUGCCAAAGAUCGUGCGUGUUGACAAUGGGUCCGAGUACAUCAAUAAAAACCUGAAAGGGUGGUGCUGUGAGAAAGGAAUUGAGCUGCAAACAACAGCGCCACACUCACCUUCGCAGAAUGGUGUAGCCGAGCAAUUUAACCGAACCUUGCUCGAGCUUGCACGCGCGAUGUUGAUCACAAAGAAUCUUCCAAGCUUCCUCUGGGCAGAAGCUGUUGCAUAUGCAGCAUACCUGCAAAAUCGAGCGCCGACGAAGGCACUGCAUGGGAGAACCCCGGAAGAGGCAUGGACAGGCAAUAAACCCAAUGUUGCACACCUACGAGAAUUCGGAUCAGAUGUCUGGAUUCUGACGGAAGGUCAGAACCUCUCAAAACUCGAGCCAAAGUCGAAGAAGCACACCUUCGUGGGUUUUGCUGAUGGCCCGAAGGCCGUGCGCUACUACGAUGCAGGUGCAUGCUCGAUCCGAGUCUCACGAAAUUUUGUGUUUGCAGAUGCCCCGAAACCAGCGAGUAACGUCCCUGUACACCAGUUCAAUGAUGGGGACAGGCUGCCGCUCGAGGGGGAGUCAGAGGGAGCUGUCAAGCAGCAGCCUCCCACAUCUGCAUCAAAACCAGCAUCAGUACCUGUCAAAGCUGAUCAGUCUAACAAGAAACACGAUGGAAACCACAUUACGGAGGAAGACUUACCUCCCAAGAUGCAGGAGAGCAUGCGAGAGCGACCGACAUUCUUGCCUGCACCCCCGAAGAUCCCUCUUUGUCGUACGACCCACGCCAUGCAGGAUCACGACUAUCAAAAGAUGGAUAACCCCCACGCGCAGCCCGUGAAGUCACGCGAGCCGCCGGGAGUGCUGAAAGAGAAUGCACUGGGUGAAAGUGCAAAAGUCGCUGUGACACCCGAAGACUUCAAAGAGAUCGCGCAGGUGCUCCUCACGAAGGCCCAAGCCUCUCCGGAAUGGUCAGAAUGGGAAAAGGCUGUAAAAGCGGAAUAUGAUCAGUUGCAGGGCAUGGGGACUUGGGAGCUACAAGACUUACCAAAAUAUCGAAAUGCUGUGGGCUGCAAGUGGGUCUUCCAGAGGAAAACCAACAAGGAGAGUCAGGUUGUCAAGUACAAAGCCAGAUUGGUGGCACAGGGGUACUCACAGAUCCCAGGGAUGGAUUUCCUUGAAACCUUUGCCCCUGUAGUUCGUCUUGAGUCCAUCAGGGCCAUCCUAGCAUUAGCAGUAGUUAAUAACUGGGAAAUAGGCCAGAUGGAUGUCAAGGGAGCUUACCUGAAUGGAGACCUCCAGGAGGAGAUCUAUAUGCGACAGCCGGAAGGCUUCGAUGAUGGAAGUGGACGCAUUUGUCGACUCCGUAAGACGCUCUAUGGACUAAAGCAGUCCGGGUGCAAAUGGAACCGCAAGCUGCAUCGCGAGCUGAUGGAGCUCGGGUACAAGCGGCUGGAGGCGGAUCCAUGUGUAUACCUGUGGGAGCGAAAGGAAGGAGAAGUUCAGAUUAUCACGGUAUGGGUGGAUGACCUACUGUUAUUCACCAACUCUCCGAAGCUCAUGGAGGAGCUCAAGCGUGACCUGCAGGACCUCUUCGAAGUCACGGACCUUGGUGAGCCGCAGAAAAUUGUUGGGAUUGAAAUUGAGCGAGAUAGGGAAGCGGGAACACUUCAAAUCUCGCAACAGCACUACAUCGAGAGCAUUCUCAAGCGAUACCAGUUUGAGAAUGCCAACGCUGUAGGGAUGCCGCUCGAUCCGAACGUGGUGCUCACGGUAGAGGACAAGAACGAGGAGGCAGACAACCGUUUGGUGGGAGGUUACGCGUCGAUGGUGGGAUCGCUGAUCAUGCCCACGACCUGUCCAUUGGACAGCGGCAAAAUGCGUUCUACGGUACCUCGCAGGAACACGUGA
Sparassis crispa is the source of this 3111-nucleotide messenger RNA. RefSeq lists its product as hypothetical. NCBI's taxonomy places the organism in Eukaryota, Fungi, Basidiomycota, Agaricomycetes, Polyporales, Sparassidaceae. Gene Ontology annotation, biological process: DNA integration. Gene Ontology annotation, molecular function: nucleic acid binding. The transcript is spliced from 3 exons. The coding region runs from base 1 to 3111 and encodes 1036 amino acids. The record is from RefSeq and is a predicted model, not a curated record.